AUGGCGCCCACACCUUCAUCAAAAUCGAACCAUUCUACAAGACCCAACACAGCCCACCACCAAUCCAGGACUCCUCAGUCAAAGCACCGCCUUCAGUUGAAUUGCUUGCCGUCCGAGCACCCAAUUGAAGUCAUUGGCAGAAUCAAGCCCAGUGCAAACCCUAACUCAGCCCUGCAAAUCAACGGAGAUGGAAAAUCGGUGAGAGUGCAAACAGAGAUUGGGUACAGAGACUUCAGUCUGGACGGGGUCUCCUAUUCGGAAGAGGACGAUCUCGAGGGUUUUUAUCACAAGUUUGUGGAGUCGAGGGUUAAUGGUGUCAAGUUGGGCCAGAAAUGUACGGUCAUGAUGUAUGGGCCCACGGGCUCGGGCAAGAGCCACACAAUGUUUGGGUGCUUUAAGCAGCCCGGGAUAGUGUAUAACUCUCUCAAGGGAAUUUUGGGUGAAGAGGAAAAUGGACAGAAGUUGACAUUUGUUCAGGUCACUGUUUUGGAAAUUUAUAAUGAGGACAUUUAUGAUCUGCUGUCAGCAGGCAACGGAUUCAGUCUUGGCUGGUCAAGAAACAGUAAUGCUUCUAAGGACGAUAAGUCCAAAAUCUUGAUGAUACUGUGCACGAGUCCCGACCCAAAGGAACUACACAAAACCAUUGCCACCUUAGAAUACGGCGCAAAGGCCAAGUGCAUAGUCCGAAGUCCUCAUACGCCUGUUAAGGAUAGAGCAGCCGAAGAUUCUUCAUCUGCUAAGAUUUUAGGGUCAAGACUAGCGGCACUUGACCAGUUCAUCUGCAAGCUACAGGUUGAGAAUAAAAUAAAGGAAAAAGAGAAGAAUGAGGUAAAGAAAGAUCUGAAACGCAAAGAGGAGGAAAUUUCUCGGCUGAGAGCAAAACUUAUCUCAGGGGUGGGCCAAGUAAGAGAGGAGGAGAUCAACUUGAAAGUCCAUGAGCGUACUCGACUGCUGAAAAAUGAACUCGAGAGGAAAAUAAUUGAGUGCCAGAAUAUGGCCAAUGAGGUUCUAGAGAUGGAGAGGAGAAAGAUGGAGGAGAAAAUGUCUCAACAGAAGAGGGAGGUCGAAUUUCUAAGGCAGCGUUUGGAGGAUAUCGAGAAAGAGCUCCUUUGCCAAUCAUCAGUAGAAAUUGGCAGCGGGAAUUUCAUGAAAAGGCUGCUGGAAGCCUGUAAUGAGGACUCGGAUAUGGUGAAGUCGAUGGACCUUUCCAAAUCAAUCGACAUGGAGAAUACUACUAACACUGUUGUUUUGGGAUGCAUUAACAACAGCAUUAAUGAAGGAAUGCAUGGUUUCUUGCCCAGCAAGGCAUGCCUGACAACUGUGUACGAGGAGGAUGAGUAUGAAAAUGAGAAUGACGAUGAGGUGCAGAAAGAGGUUAUCGAGGAGAAAAGAAUGGUAGUCACACCAGAAGCUUCAUUCUCGAAUGACGAGUUCGAAAGUUAUGACGAUGCGAACAGUUCCCGUCAACUAAGGAAUCAGAAUAUUUUCACUCUCUGUGGGAAUUAUCGAGAGAUCUCUCAGCAAAAUAGUAGCACUAGUAAUGUUAAUGAUUGUGCUCCAGGAGAUAGAAAUCCUUUGGAUGAUGAUGAUGGUGUUGACGUUUAUGUGAAAUGGGAGGCAUCUAAGGAGAAUCCAGGGAAGCUAAUCACAACUCUGAAGGUUUCAAAGGAUUCGAGUCUUACUGAUUUGAGAAAGUUGAUCGAGAUUCAUCUCAGUGGGGAAGCUUUCUCUUUUCUUGUUCUUGAGGUUUUCGGACAAUUAGUCUGCAUAAGUUCAGGAUAUACGGAAACUAAGAUGUUCAAUCAAAGUAAAGAAACCUUAAUGUGUUAUGGGGACCCAUCCAGUUCACCAGUGCCUAAUGAAAAAGAAGCCACUAUACAAACAAGCCAGCUUCCAGGUUGUAACAACCAAUUGAUUGGCGGUUAUCAAGCUAGUUUACGUCCUGUAAAGUCGAGCCAUUGGCCUAUUAAUCGCCAGCCGUUUAGUUCUCUUGAAAACAAGUUGGUGCCUACAACGACUCCAAAAUCACAAGUCACAAAGAAAAUUAGUGGUGGCUUUUCACCUGAGAUGGCUCCUCAAUUGAUAUGAUCUGAUCUCGACACCUUUUAUCACCGUCCAAUGAUAGUAGGUAUUAUGUGUACGCUUUGGACGAACAUCUUUUGAAAGGUUUGGUUUUGUGUAGUAAUUACGUGUUUUUGAGCUUUUUUGGAAGGUGAAUUUUCUAAACUGCACGGUUGAGUAUGCCUUAGCUAUAUGUACUCCUGGUGCAUUAGGUGUAUUGGCCUAAAGACAUUGCAAAUGUAUUGUAUUUUUUUCUGUUGAUAUUUGCGUUUGCUGCCAAAAUCAGAGGUCGUGUUUUCUGUUGGCUGAAGUUGUGAAGCAUUGUAAUAUAUUAUUUAUUUACCUCAAACACUAGACAUUAUCGAAAAUAAAAUUAACAUGGCAGGUUAUUUAAAAAUU
Messenger RNA from Striga asiatica, 2460 nucleotides. The record is from the annotation of a GenBank genome assembly. NCBI's taxonomy places the organism in Eukaryota, Viridiplantae, Streptophyta, Magnoliopsida, Lamiales, Orobanchaceae.